Messenger RNA from Polistes canadensis, 391 nucleotides. RefSeq names its product 60S ribosomal protein L29-1 (gene RpL29). Gene Ontology annotation, molecular function: structural constituent of ribosome. Bases 129 to 347 code for a protein of 72 amino acids. Gene Ontology annotation, cellular component: ribosome; cytosolic large ribosomal subunit. Lineage: Eukaryota; Metazoa; Arthropoda; Insecta; Hymenoptera; Vespidae. The record is from RefSeq and is a predicted model, not a curated record. Gene Ontology annotation, biological process: cytoplasmic translation. The transcript has 4 exons.
AAUUGGUCCUGAGAUACGCCAUUUGUAAUGGUCUCUUAAGGUGACGAAAAUACAACCCGUCUCUCUCUUUUCAGUUCUGUUUCCGAAAGUUGCCGUAUACUUCUUCAGUUUCUUCAGUGAAGUAAAAAAUGGCCAAGUCAAAGAAUCAUACUAAUCAUAACCAGAAUAGAAAAGCUCAUCGCAAUGGCAUUAAAAAGCCUAAGCGUUAUAGACAUGAAUCUACUUUAGGAAUGGACUUAAAGUUUUUGAGGAAUCAACGAUUUGCAAAAAAACAUAAUCUUAAGCCAAAGGCUCAGUUAAAAAGAGCAGAAAAGCGAAAGGCUCUUCGUGAAGCUUCAACGAAAUAAGUUGUAUUAUGUUUUUAUUAAAAUAAAAUUGUAAAAUUACUUAA